This is a messenger RNA of Rhododendron vialii, 1671 nucleotides long. Its product is annotated as probable serine/threonine-protein kinase PBL18. NCBI's taxonomy places the organism in Eukaryota, Viridiplantae, Streptophyta, Magnoliopsida, Ericales, Ericaceae. The record is from RefSeq and is a predicted model, not a curated record. The coding region runs from base 107 to 1507 and encodes 466 amino acids. Gene Ontology annotation, molecular function: protein kinase activity; ATP binding. Gene Ontology annotation, biological process: protein phosphorylation. Gene Ontology annotation, cellular component: plasma membrane. The transcript is spliced from 7 exons.
UUGGUAAGUCCUUCAAAUUGACGGUACUUCUCUCUCUACAUCUCAGAGCGGCGCUCAUAUCUCUCUCUCUCUCUCUCUCUCUCUCUCUCUCUCUCUCUCUCUCAGGAUGGAGAUGGCUGUCGAAUCAGGCCAACCCGCUGGAGAAACGUGUGUAGAAACUCCCUAUAAUCUUCAAGGCAAGCCAGCUCUCACAUUAUUCUUCAAGGAGGAUGUCGAAUCAGGCCAAUCCGAUGAAGAAACUUAUUUUGAAGACGGGUUAGAGCUCCCAUUAAUCUUCAAGCCUGUCGAAUCAGGCCAACUCGCCGGAGAAACGUGUGUAGGUACUCCCGAUGAUCUUGAAGGGUUUGAAUCAUUGGUCGCUGCUGCCUUGCCCCCAAAAAAAGCGGCGAGGAAAGCUUUCUUUAUUGAUUUGCCGGAAGUGGAACUGCUGGGAUUCAUUCCAACCAAUAAUACUGCUCCAGGCCCUGAUCCUCCUGUAUUGUCUACACUGAAAUCUGUCCGACAAUUAGCUGAAUUUGCUGAUAUGAUCAGGGUUGAGUUUGGUACUAUGGCAGACUUGCCUUGUGGUUUGACUGUAGAAGACUUUAUUGGUAAUACCCUGUUUGGCCAAGUGUAUCGGGGAAAAAUAAUUCAGCAACGAGGCUUGAACAACAUCAAAGAGGCUAAUGUUUUGGUGAAAGCAUGGAACUAUCGUUUGUUAGAAGUUAGAAGCCAUGCUAAACCUGAUAACAGGUUCUGGAGACAAAUUGCUAAAGGAAGAUUCCACGAUGAAAUGAAGCUACUGAAAGCAUCAUCGCCCUUGUCACGCCAUGAUAACAUGGUGAAGUUAAUCGGAAGCGGUCUUGUAAAUGGGCGGCUGGCUGCCGUGUAUGAGCUAGAUCCACUGGAUACCCUGCGUAACCUCCUUCCUCGAGAUGACUUUGGCUGGUUUCCACGAGUCAAGGCUGCAAUUCAAUUUGCAUCUCUUAUUGAAGCUUUUCAUUCUCAAAACCUCAAGCUUCGCAAUAUCUGUGCAGAUAAUUUAGUGCUUGACAAGGUUUUCCAUGUGAAGUUAGUUGACUUCGGUUUGCUUAUUGGUGGAGAUUUUGGUGCAAUUCCCCUGUUUGAAAAAGUGUGGGGGUGCUAUGGCUAUGUGGAUCCAUGUUAUUCCGAGACAGGUAAAUUCCUGGAUAAAUCGGACGUUUUCUCGUACGGUGUUUUACUUUUGGAGCUUGUAACAAAAAGAGCUGCUCCAGAGGAGGAUUUUCAUCUUCACGUUUGGGCCAGGGGAGAGUAUGAAACCAGGCCUAAGAAGACCCAGUUUAGGAAGGAGUGCCGACGGUGUCCCCCCGUGCUAGAAGUGCAUGAAAGCUUGAGAGGCAGUGUGUGGUUUGAUGCAAAAGAUGGAGCUGCAAUCAUUGAAUUGGCAUUGUGCUGUGUUAGUCGCAACCCAGUCGAACGACCAACCAUCAAGGAAGUAGUUGAACGUUUGCGACAGUUAGAAUUGGCCAAGAGGAUGAACCUGUAAGACCGGGUUAGAUUGGAAUUAAAAUUAAAUGGGGCUUGGUUUGCUUCCAAAUGGUUAUCCUACUGUAACACAAGCCAGUACAUGUUGAAUUUAAGACUACUGAAUGUUACACUUGCAUGAAUUUCAAGUACAGAUAUUUGGCGUUAUGUCAUCUAUUUUGAUUA